Messenger RNA from Tarenaya hassleriana, 1289 nucleotides. Its product is annotated as BI1-like protein. Gene Ontology annotation, cellular component: membrane. The transcript is spliced from 4 exons. The coding region runs from base 225 to 1007 and encodes 260 amino acids. Lineage: Eukaryota; Viridiplantae; Streptophyta; Magnoliopsida; Brassicales; Cleomaceae. The record is from RefSeq and is a predicted model, not a curated record.
UAUUUUGGCGGCCUCCUGCUACUUUGUCCAUGGCUGCUGCAACUCUGCAGCCAUGGUGGCUGGCUGCUGCAAAAUAGAGUUAAUUUAUUACAUGUUAGGUGUUCUUUUGCAAAUUAUAUAUUCUCCAUUGACAAAUGGGAAAUGUGUCAGCUCCUGCCUGCAAAUAUAUCUUUACCACCAAAGCGCCAUACUUGACCGAGAACGCGCUCUGAAUCCGCACAGCCAUGGAGAAACCGUACGGAUACGCGAGCGUGAGCAGCAGCAGCGGCGUUCCGUUCGUCGGCGAUAAGGACGCUGAUCCAGAGAUGGGUGGCGGAGAGGCGACGCUUUACCCUGGCCUCAGCUACAGCGAGAAUCAGCUCCGGUGGGGCUUCAUCCGCAAGGUCUACGGUAUCCUCUCGGCUCAGCUUCUCCUCACCACCGUCAUCUCCGCCGCCGUCGUCCUCAAUCCUCCCCUCACCGAUCUCCUAACCGGCUCCUACGGCUUCCUCCUCCUCCUCUGCAUCGUUCCCAUCGUCCUAAUCUGGCCACUGUACAUCUUCCACCAGACGCAUCCCGUGAACCUUAUCUUCCUCGGUCUCUUCACUGUUUCGCUGAGCUUCUGCGUCGGAGUAUGCUGUGCGAACACAGAUGGAAGAAUUGUGCUUGAAGCACUGAUUUUGACACUGGCCGUGGUCGCCUCCCUGACCGCGUACACAUUCUGGGCGGCUAAGAAGGGGAAAGAUUUCAGCUUUCUCGGACCCUUUCUGUAUACAAGCCUCGUCAUUCUGAUCGUAGUCGGGUUUAUCCAGCUGUUCUUCCCACUCGGCCCAACCUAUGUCGCCAUAUACGGCGGAAUCAGCGCUCUGGUCUUCUGCGGCUACAUAGUUUACGAUACCGAUAACCUCAUCAAGCGCUUCACAUACGACCAGUACAUUCUGGCAUCGGCCGCUCUCUAUCUGGACAUCAUCAACCUCUUCCUCUCCAUUUUGCGGGUUCUGCGGGUUCUGAGACAGGCUGACAACUGAAAGCACACUGCCCUCUGUUUGGUUACUAUCAGAGUCGUAACUGGAAAACCGACUUCAGCCCGAGUCAUUUGUUGUGAAUACAAAUAGUAAUCCUUUCUUGAUUUCAUGUUUGAAUGUUUUCACGGUUUGCAGGUUACAGAGGUGAAAUGUAUUGGAGAAUAGUCGACACUUAUGUCUUUUUUUUUUGGUUUCUUGAGUAUUCUUGCGCAUUUGCAAUGUAAAAACGUGCUAUAUAUGGUAUAUGAUUUCACAUAAACAACAAAGUUUUGGACAAGACAGACA